Messenger RNA from Leptinotarsa decemlineata (Colorado potato beetle), 1594 nucleotides. RefSeq names its product tRNA (cytidine(32)/guanosine(34)-2'-O)-methyltransferase. Gene Ontology annotation, biological process: tRNA methylation; cytoplasmic translation. Gene Ontology annotation, cellular component: cytoplasm. The record is from RefSeq and is a predicted model, not a curated record. NCBI's taxonomy places the organism in Eukaryota, Metazoa, Arthropoda, Insecta, Coleoptera, Chrysomelidae. Gene Ontology annotation, molecular function: tRNA methyltransferase activity.
UUUGGUUUAUUUUAUUCACCAAAAGAAAAAGACCCAAAUUUCUUCUUGAUUUCGAUUUCUGACCUGUUUUUUGUUUAAAGUGGUUAAGGAAUCGAGUUGAAUUUUCCAAAAUGGGUAGGGUAUCGAGGGACAAACGUGAUAUAUAUUACAGAAAAGCAAAGGAACAAGGGUGGCGAGCCAGGAGUGCCUUUAAACUUUUACAAAUCGAUGAAAAAUUCAAUAUUUUCGAAGGAGUUACCAAAGCUGUGGAUCUGUGUGCAGCACCCGGUUCAUGGAGUCAAGUACUAUCAAGAAAGCUAUACCUAGGAGAAACCACCGUUAUAAGAGAAACAUGCUGCCUGUUCUAUAAUGAAAUGGAGCUGUCUCAGCAAAAAAAUGAAAAAUCAGAGGAGUGUGAAACGCAUAAAAAUGAGAAUGUGAAGUUGGUGGCAGUAGAUUUACAGCCCAUGUCUCCACUGCCAGGUGUUAUUCAAAUCCAGGGUGAUAUUACCAAAUAUUCAACAGCCCAAGAGAUAAUAAGUCAUUUCGAAGGUGACAAGGCUGAUUUAGUUGUGUGCGACGGGGCCCCCGAUGUCACUGGUUUGCACAGCAUGGAUAUUUAUAUUCAAGCCCAGCUACUCCUAGGAGCGUUGCAUAUUUGUUGUAAUGUUUUGAAACCCGGCGGUACAUUCGUUGCCAAAAUAUUUCGAGGCAAAGACAAUGAUUUACUCACCAAUCAGCUAUUAGCAUUGUUCAAAGAAGUACAUGUCGCUAAGCCAAGCAGUUCGAGAAAUUCAAGUAUUGAGGCUUUCGUUGUGUGUCAGAACUACUCGCCACCUGAUGGAUUUGAUCCCAAACUCAUGACCCCUUAUUUGGAUGUUUCUAACAAGGAUUUCAACUCCCUCACAGGAAUCAAUAGGGUCAUUAUACCAUUUGUUGUUUGUGGAGAUGUCAGCGCUUAUGACUCUGAUACAACGUAUCCUCUGAAUUUGCCAGGCGAGGGUCCUUACAAGUUCAGACCUCCAGUUCAACCUCCUAUUGCCCCACCAUAUUCUUUCCAGAACAACAUAGAGCAGAAUGAGUUAGACGAAUAUUUGAAAAAAAUGGAUGAAGCUGUUAGAAGAGUCGGCUUAGGAAGCACCCUGUAUCCCAGUGAUGUGCAAACUUUAGGUGCAUCAAGUUUAGAUGGGGAGGCCUCAAGUUCAAGCCGUUCCUCCGUGGAGGAUGACGAACAUCAAUUUCAAGAGGAGGAAUUGACGAAAGUGGAGAGUAUUCUAGAUCACGGCCCAUAUUUUGAUUUGCUGCAGAAAACUACCAAGUUGAAAGUGGAAUCAAAUAAGAAAGCAGAGGCGGAGACUUCUCAAGGAGAGAGCGGGCUUCAGUUUUUAUAUGAGGAUGAAUAUACAGAUCCUGAAUUGAUCAGGGAAUGUCUGGAGAGGAUGAAGGGUGCUGGAAAUUCAUCAACUUGUACUUGUAAUUAUUUUGAUUAGGGACCAACAAUUUUAAUUUGUGAUUUUCUGUAAUAUUUAAGUGACUAGUGUUUGUAUUUACUUCUUGAUGUAUAUUAUGAGAUUUUAGGAAAGGUGUUUGGUCUAUUAGCUAUUUUGAAGAGAGA